Paramecium sonneborni is the source of this 584-nucleotide messenger RNA. NCBI's taxonomy places the organism in Eukaryota, Ciliophora, Oligohymenophorea, Peniculida, Parameciidae. The record is from the annotation of a GenBank genome assembly.
AUUGUUAUAAAAAUCUUUCUAGAAUUGAACAAAAAUAAUAAAUUGCAUAAACUGUAAAAUAAUUAUCAAAUAUAUAAAGAAUUAUUGACUCAAGCUACUAUGUAGCGAUAUGAUUAAAUAUUAUGAAUUAAGAUGAAGGAAAAGCUAUAUAGAAGAAGAAACAUAGAUAAAUUAGUAUCCUAUGCAAUAAAAUGAAUGCUAUGUUAAUUUAUCAAAAAUUAUGGGAAGACAAGAAAAUACUUCAUUUCUUAUAGCUAUAGCAUUAAAAAAAUAAUCAUCAUAAAUAAAACUGUCAUUUAUAAGAAAUAUUCCAAACAAAGAGCCCAAUAAUAAACCAAGCUUAAGAAAGAAGAUUUUUAAUGAUGAUUUUACUGAAAAUAAAAUAAAAAUAGAGUUUAGUAGUAAUAAGAGAUAUCUUUAGGUUUUCAGACUGGAAUAAAUUGUUUAGAUUAGUUCUGAAUUAAUUAAUUUCAAAAUUUCACAAUAAUUUUUAUAACGAAUUCGUCAUGUAGUAUUUCUUAUGUAAAUGUAAGGGAUGGUAUUAGAAUUUUGAUUCAUUUGUCAUAUUUAAUAGUAUCCUUUGA